This is a messenger RNA of Amphiprion ocellaris (clown anemonefish), 9454 nucleotides long. It is a transcript of the gene kcna2b, whose product is annotated as potassium voltage-gated channel, shaker-related subfamily, member 2b. Gene Ontology annotation, cellular component: dendrite; juxtaparanode region of axon; membrane. The transcript has 2 exons. Bases 3649 to 5154 code for a protein of 501 amino acids. Gene Ontology annotation, biological process: potassium ion transmembrane transport; protein homooligomerization. Lineage: Eukaryota; Metazoa; Chordata; Actinopteri; Pomacentridae. The record is from RefSeq and is a predicted model, not a curated record. Gene Ontology annotation, molecular function: protein binding; delayed rectifier potassium channel activity.
AAGAUCUCACUGGUUUCUCAAUUCCAAAGUGAUUCUAAAUAAAUCAUCGCUUUUCUAACUGCUUCCAUGACGAUCACAGUUAACUAUUCAGUUUGCUUACCUGCAGUCAUUAACUCAGUGUCUAUUGCUGUCUUAUUGUUUUUUUGUAGCAACAGUUGAUAAAUGUUUUGUGUCUAAUUAUCAUCAGUGUUACUGUGUAUUGUUUGAGAACUGGAUGCCAAUAAAAUAAAAGUUCAUAACUUCUUAUUUUAGACUGCUUAACAUACUUAGAUUGGACAAAUUCAAUUAAUCAUGAAGUGUAGUUAAGAUACAUACGGAAACCCAUGAUAACAGACCAAGUUACGUCUGUUACCUCCUUGUUCCCUAAUGUUACAUAUUGUUCCUUUGUAUUUUUACUUGAUAUAAUGUGUUUUGGAUCAUCACUAAAAAAAAAGUACCAACUGUAUAGAGUUAUGUCAUGUUGAGGCCUAUAUUCUAAAGCAAAAAUAAUUUCUUCCCCAAGGAGAUCUGAGAGUGGCAACUGAUGAUAUAGACAAGAAAAGCAUAUUCACUGUUUAUUACUUACUGCUGAUCGGUGACAGGAUUUCGCAUAGCUAAAUAAAAUGCUUUUAUUUUGUUUCAGAAUAAAAUAGCAUUCAUGGUUUAAAGUGCUGAACUGUAACAUGACUCUGUCAAUAUGUUCACAAUGGAAAUGUUAGUAUAGUUGCAAGAAUUGAAUAAAACGUUGCAGUCAGAGGCCUGGAUUCACCCCUUUUUCAGUCUCGACAAACUCAAUUUCACAUCCCAUAGCCUAACCUAAGUGCCCUCUUCCCCCUACCACGAGUAAAACUGUGCUAUAUAUAAUUGCUGUGAAUGUGGUGGAUGAUGAAUCAUUCCACUCCUGACACCCGGCACUGGAUAUUGGCUGGCCGUGCUCUCAACUGCCCGGCAUUUAGAAAUGGGCCCUCUUCAUUUACAUUCACAGAUGACGAGGACUUAAGAGUUCCUGGCCAUCAAUCAGCCUACUUAUGUAAAAGUGUCGAUAGCUCCUCAUGGAGACCUUCAGCCAGAGCAGCGAGCUGGUUAUCAGCUCGACGCAGAGUGAGCUACUGCUGCAGUCCCUGUGGCCCCAUGUCAUCAUCUUAAUCAGUAUUUUGACACUUUGAUUGGAGAAGGAUUGCAUAUUGUGCUGAACCUGUCCUUGGGCGCCGUAGAGAAUGGCAGAGCAAGGAGAACACACGGGGAAGGACAUGUAGUAUUCCCCUAUGUAUCCCCCUGAGAGCUGUGGAGUCUCUUUUUUUUCUCUUAUGUGCAAUUCUUGCUCUCUGCCUGGAGACAGAUCUGGGUUUCCACCUGGCCCACUUUCAAAGCUGUGGAGGAAAGAAGGCCAGGGAAGACUGACUGGAGGAAAACUAAAGUGCGCCAGUUAAUUUCGCUGUAUCGUAAUUGUUGGAAUGGUAUGAGUUUCAUCUAGUUUGCGAGUGCAUUAAGAGCUUUUAGCAUGAGUCCUCUGUGUUUGAGAGUGUGUUUUCUAUGUGUGCUUAAUAGGUCUGGACAGUAAUUGCAGGAUGGUGAUGUAGCAUUCAGCCCUGUAAAUGAUCAAAGCAAAAUCAACAACUCUGGUGCCUGCCUUUGAAUGACCUCAUUGGGCUGCUCACACAUUUUCCUUCACACAGUUCAAAUCUUAUACCCUAAUGCUUGAGCAUACUCUAUAUUUGUGCGUAGAGAUGUAAAUUGUGACAACGCUUGCACAGGGGCAGCCAUCCAAGACUCUGCAUGCCCAGUCAAGUGCUCAAAUGAGAAUAUGGAGGAGGAUUUUGAUUAAAAUGACUCAUGGGGUCACAAGGAUGGCUCUGGCAUCUUGACCUGGGGUUCUGAUGUUCUCCUGAAACGGUUGUGCACAGGUUUUGCAGCUGCUGGUUCCUUCAUUUCUUCAUUUCCCAGCUGUAUUUGUCAGAAUUUCCCUACACGAUCUUGCAGACCAAAAGAAAACAUAUGUCUAUAUUGGAUUUUGUUUACCUUCAGUGUAUCAUUGACCCAGAUUGAAUUCACAUUAUGGGCAUGCAUGCUGUCAAGUUGUGGCACAGCGCAAUCCAAGUCAUUUACAGCAAUUUAGGGAAAUCCAUAUCAUAUUUUCAUCUGCCUCUGUUUCUAAAUGCUGUUUUAUCUGUUUUCUCGCGUAUCCAUUUAUUUAUUUCUCCUCGAGUUUUGUUUAAAAACGCUUCCCCUGCGUGGUGGGCGACGCUUCCUCUUUAAUGUGAAACAGCGAGGACAGGAGUGUCGGGAAAAGAGGGGAGCGCAGAGGGAUGGGGCGAGGCGCGCACGGAGCUUUUAGUAUGCGCUGCAAUGCCCAACUGCAGCCCACGCACCUCAACUACGGUGAAAUAUGGUGAAAUAUGAGAGUCACGGGAAGAGCCGGCAGCUCGACAACAGUUAGUCGUGAUGAGAUGACACAGCCGCCGAACAGAUUAGUCCAAUAAAUAGGGAAGAAUUGGAGAUAAUAUGAAGGCGCGGACGAACGACCUCAAGGCACCUUUUAAGAGGAGAUAAACUGGAUAAAAAAACAUACAUGCGUAACGAGCGAAUCGCGGUGAAUUCCUGCAUGCCACUAUGAUGCUGUAGCCUGACAGAAUGAUGCUGUGCUGCUUUGUUUUAAUGCAUGGAGUCUGCUGUGGCUGCCCGUGAUCCACACGGGAUAUUAAGGGCUGCAAAUGGCUUGAGCAUGUCUGGCACCUGCCUCUCCAAAACUAACUCGCGCUUGCCAAUCAACUACAACAUGUUUGAACAGUAUAGUGCAUGAAGUUGGCUGCAAAUUUAUGAAACACUGUACUGUGUUAUGGGCAGUGAACAUAAGUCUCCGUUUCUUACUAAUGCGCGUCACUGGUGUCUUCAUAUUCAGAAACAAAUAAAACAGGAUGGUGGAAUUUACGCGCAGAUGCAUGACUAAAUAGUGAAUCAUUGAGAUAACGAUUAACAACUAAAAGAACAAACAAAGUGGUUUGGGUGUCAAACAGGUGAUUUCGCCCUAGAUGAAAUCUGCUGAAGCAUGGGUGCUCCCUGGUAGAAACAGUGCCAGCAGCGCCUCCCGCAACCAUCCCUUCCCUCCGUGCGUCUCUGCAGAUACCAGGCUGGAGGAUCACCUUUUUUUUUUUGUUUUUGUUUGCUAUUUGUUGUUGCUGCUGGCGGCGGCAUGGUUGUUUUGAGGAGGGAGGGUGUAUUUUUUUUUCCUUUUUUUUGCUGUUGUCAGCAUGUUUGCUUUUCACUUUUCCUCCUACAAUCGCCUCCUCUGACCAGCUUUCAACCUGUAGAGUAGCUGCAUGACAACAUGUAGCUGUCUGCUGGUUUACUGAGGACGAGGGAGGUAACUCCUGCAUCCUCACACCUUGUCCCCUUCUCCCAUCCCCACUGCCGCCUUGCUGCAGAGCCGGAGCUUCUGGUGAUACAUGAUUUGACCGAAAGGAGCCGCUUUGACCUGAGAGGGUGGGCUGACUUUGGACCGGACACUUCUGUAGAGCCCAGAGGACAAACUGUGAACGAGCCUGACAAGUGCCAGUGCAAAUAGGUUUUGCUGCCAGUGCUUGAACCCACGAGUGUGUGAAGCCUUUAUCUCCUCAAGGCCCAGCGUGGCCCCACCUUGUCUGAAAGCUGCAGGUCCCAUCUUGUUCCACCAUGACGGUUGCUACCAGCGACCCUGCCGACGAAGCGGCAGCACAUCCAGGCCAGCCUCAUGACCAGUACGACCCAGAGCCGGACCACGAGUGCUGCGAGAGGGUGGUCAUCAACAUUUCAGGGUUGCGCUUUGAGACGCAGCUAAAGACGCUCUCCCAGUUUCCAGAGACGCUACUAGGUGACCCAAAGAAAAGGAUGAGGUAUUUUGAUCCUCUCCGGAAUGAGUAUUUCUUUGACCGGAAUCGGCCAAGUUUUGAUGCAAUUCUGUAUUAUUACCAAUCUGGAGGGAGACUACGCCGGCCUGUUAACGUGACCCUGGACAUAUUUUCUGAGGAGAUCCGGUUUUAUGAACUUGGUGAGGAGGCUAUGGAAAUCUUCAGGGAGGAUGAAGGUUUUAUAAAGGAAGAGGAGCGGCCUCUGCCAGAGAAUGAGUUUCAGAGGCAAGUGUGGCUUCUGUUUGAAUACCCAGAAAGCUCAGGACCAGCUCGCAUCAUUGCCAUCAUCUCUGUCAUGGUGAUUCUCAUCUCAAUUGUCAGCUUCUGUCUGGAGACACUGCCAGUUUUCCGAAAUGAUGAUGCAGAAAUGAUGAAUCGGUUUCUAUUCGAGUAUGGGUCCAACAGCACCUCUACCGUUUACAGCUCACCAUAUUUUACAGAUCCUUUCUUCAUUGUAGAGACCCUCUGCAUCAUCUGGUUCUCUUUUGAGUUCCUCGUCAGAUUCUUUGCCUGUCCAAGCAAAGCUGGAUUUUUUGGCAACAUCAUGAACAUCAUUGAUAUUGUGGCAAUCAUUCCUUACUUCAUCACCCUGGGCACAGAGCUAGCAGAGCGCCCAGAGGACAGCCCGGGAGGCCAGCAAGCUAUGUCUUUGGCUAUUCUCCGUGUCAUUCGUCUAGUGAGGGUGUUUCGUAUCUUCAAACUCUCUCGCCACUCUAAGGGUCUCCAGAUAUUAGGACAGACACUAAAAGCCAGCAUGCGUGAGCUGGGCCUCCUCAUCUUCUUCCUGUUUAUCGGCGUUAUCCUCUUCUCUAGUGCAGUCUACUUCGCGGAAGCAGACGAGGAAGACUCCCAGUUCAACAGCAUCCCCGAGGCCUUUUGGUGGGCAGUGGUUUCCAUGACCACUGUAGGCUAUGGAGACAUGGUCCCAACAACAAUUGGAGGAAAGAUCGUGGGGUCUCUCUGUGCAAUUGCCGGUGUGCUGACUAUCGCCCUGCCUGUACCUGUCAUUGUGUCUAACUUCAACUACUUCUACCACAGAGAGACAGAGGGUGAGGAACAGGCACAGUAUCUGAACAUCCCAAGUGUGCCUAAAGCCAGCUCAGCUGAUGAUCUGAAGAAAGAAGGUCGAAGCGGCAGUGGAUCAACUCUCAGCAAGUCUGACUACGUGGAGAUCCAGGAGGCUGUGAACCAUAGCACUGAGGACUUCAGACCAGAGAGCAGGAAAACAGGGAACUGCACCAUGUCCAACACCAACUAUGUAAACAUCACUAAGAUGCGUACAGAUGUAUAAUGUGAGCUACUGUACGCGGGUAGCGUUUGCCAGGAUCUACAGAGACUGUAGCAGGAAGAUGGAGGUGUGACUCCCAGUACUGCCCAACAUAUGGGGCCCAGUACGGAAGUACACCAAGCAGAUGACUGAGGAUAACAUGGAGAAAGGGUCAACAGAGCGCAACCCAUGUUCUUCUACAUCAUUUGGACCUAUCAGUGCAUAUCAGAAUACUGCCACCCGUCUUAUUUAGGACAUUGUUAGUGUCUGCAUGGCAUUAGUCUUACCUAUGUGACAAUAGUUGUCCUGCUUGCAACAGUAGCCAAAUAGUAGCCUAACCUCUAAUAAUUAAUACUAACAACAUAAAGGGACCACUAGUUUAAACUUUCGUGCUCAAACUGCUCUAGAGAAGCUAAGUGAAACAGCAACUUACAUCAGACACCCUUUUUCCUUUUUACAUGUAACUUAACCUAAUACCUUGUGAUUAACACAAGCCAUAUUAUCAGCAUUCAAGAACAACUAAAAUCUGCUGCUCUAACUGCCAAGGUCCUGACUCAGAGGAAGACAUAUUACUGAGAUCACAGCUGUUGUAUCAGGGCAACACUGAAUUGAGCAACAGAGAGAAUGAAAGAGAGAAUAAUAGUAAUAUCUUUUUGGCCAAAUGGUCAAUUUUAUUCUAUUUUAUUUUGCUUUCUCUAUCAGAGAAAAUACACUACCAUUCAUCCCUUGGCUCUCACUAGAUCUUGUCUACAAGUUAGUGGCCUCUGUAGGGACCAACAGAUAGAAGACUGUGCUGUAAUUCUGGACCACAGUAGCACACCAAGUUCUUUUCCUGCCGUUUCUUCUUGAUGAAGCUCAAGUGGAUUUACAGUAUGCAUGUCAUAUGUAGACACUUGCCAAGACUCUGCCUUUUUAUUGUCUCUAACCAAUGCAGACUAACAGGUUGACAACAGAAAUAUCUCUCUAAAUGGAGUAUCUUGUUUUUUUUGACGUCUGUUCAUUUGAUUUGUAAUUAUGUAUUUUUUUUUGUAAUAUGAUUAAUACAUGAUGAAUGUGGGAUUCUCACCAAUAUUUUUAUAUUUUUUAUGCCUAAUGUAGAAUGAAAGACAGAAUAUUUUCGUUGUAGUGUUUGGAGUGAGUGCCUAUUUGUUCAUCCUCUUAACUGUACCUUUAAGUGUGUCUCUAGCUGCCGUUGACACAGACGUACAGUGUGAAGUGUUCAGUUUGACUCCACUGCCCAGCAAAGAUGUUGCUGUUCUUGACUUCAUAGCAUUCCAUGUUUGUAGGAGUAGAUAAAAUGAGAUUAAGGGGCAAAUGGAUUACAUUUUAGUGAGUUUUUCAGAAGUUAAUGUCAACACAGUUUAGGAAUUAAGGCAACAAAGUUAACUAGUCUGAUGUUUAAUUAAUUAAGGCUUUUAUGGUAUUUACCCCAAAGGCUUAAAAUCACAGAUUUGCAACUAAAGUGCUAAAAUACGAAAUAAAGUUAAUCUAUAAGACCUUUAAGGUCCAUCUAUAGUCAUUCCAGCAAUGCCAGCUUUGUAUUAUUGAGUCUUGCUGGUUAACUGAUAAGGAGCAAAGUCAGCCUCUAAGUUUACUCUAAGUUUGCUUAUGGUAUCUAGAAACCCAUUAGCAAUUAGCAUUACUGGUAAACAUGACUAAUCAGACCGAAACUACUGCCACAUCAUUUUAGCCUUUCAUGCCUACACUCCUCUUUAUCUCUCGCCUGAACAAAUACAUCAGAAUUAGUCAACUUUGUCUGCCUCUGCAACAAACUAAAACUAACAAAAAUGUGUUCCCAUUUUUUUUUUUUUGCUGCAUGCUGCCACCUGGCACACUGCAUCUUGGGUUGUAAAAGACAGUUUAUUUGUCUUAGUAGUUCUGUUUGUCUUUUUUUUGUAUCCAUGCAAUUUCAGCAAUCAUUCCAGUGGUCCACUGUGACGAUAUAAUAGAGGACCUAGCUUACGUGUCCUUUUUAUCAAAUAAAUGCUAUUCUGCUUUUGUAGAGCUGCAUGUCCUGUAAAGUAGUCAUUGUAGCAUGCAUUAGUAUGAAUAAUAUUCAAACAGCAAACUGACUUAAAUAUAUUCCUAUGUCUCUAGAGGUUUAGUGCUUGCGUCGCAAUCCAUGUAAAAUACUUAUGUGUUCACGAGGCAAUUUGUUAUCUCUAGUGUUAUGUAGAUUAAGGGAGUAACAGCAGCUUAAACACGAGAGGAAACAGGUUAAGUUAGAGAGGUGUAGAAAACACAGCAUGGUGAGGUGAGACUUUAAAGUUAUACUCUGGACUCCAGAUCAGGGAUUUCUAUACCUAAGACCCACAGUUAAUAAAUAUUAAAGAACAUCCCACUCCCUUCACUUCUAUAGACUUUACAGUCUUUUGCAGUCACAACCUAAAUAACUGUGUCACAUAAUCAAAGCACAACAACAGCUACGAUCUGCCGCCAGUCCAAUGGAUGCACCAGAGAUUCAUAGCUGGUCAGUCAGAGUUUUUGCUCGACCAAGUGUAUCAUAAUGCUCCAAGGAACUGUCUGAGUGCCCCAACCUCUGAUAUAUAGCUCCAUCACAUUGUGUGUGCAGUGUUGUCUGUGCAUGGGUGUGUGAGAGAGAGAAAGAGUGUGGGAUCGUGACAGAAACUGAGAGCUUUUAGAUACACGCAGGCUGAGGGUGUAGCUUUUAGAGACUAUGCGGUAGGAGUUUUGGAAAACACUGCUUUUCUUGAAUCCAGAUCAGGAUGACAAUGGUGCUCAGUGAGUGCACUCUGUCCCAUCUAGGCACGUUGUUUCCAGUCUGUGUGCUAUACAGUAUAUAUUCAACACAUGCACAUAGUAUAUUAAACAACAAAACUGAAAGUAAUGUGUUACUACACUCGCUACAGAUUAGAUCUAUGAGCAUGUGUUGACUUUUGAGAUAAAGUGCAGCCUAAUCUGUGGCCUGUUCCAUGGAAUGGAAGAGAGGAAAUACAAGGAAGGAGAGGAAAUGUAGGGAAGGAAAAUGGGAUAAUGAAAGUAAGAUAACGCUGCCCACGCCCUUCUGUGCUUUUACUCUGAUGUGUACUUGUAUUUCUCUAAACUGCUCUUGUAUACUGGACCACCUAUGCCACUUUAAGCUUGACCUGGACUGCUGUCUUCUCUGCUCUUGUUACCAAGCACACAAUUGAAGUGACACUCUGUCAAGAUAAAAAGCACUCUCUUGGAGAAGCCAACAGGGCAGCAUCAGGAUUGGACCAAGAAAGCCACAUCAUCUCUGUACUCCACAACACAAAUGAGAGGACAUUUAUACACACACGGGGCAUUUGAACAUAUACAGCCGGUGUACACACACACGUGUACACACUGCCUGUGAACAGGAACCUUUACGGACGUGUCUGCUGUCAGGACACACGUCUACCUGUGGCUUUAUCAGACUUCAAGGUCACAAUGGACUUAAACCUGCUGCUGGUGGGUUUACACACCUGUAGCCAUGUAAAUGUAUCCAAGGCUUACAGCUGCUUUAAUGAUGUCUUAAAAUGCCUAAAGCUUCAGCUUUAAAACAAGCUUCUGCCAUGUAUAGAUUCCUGUAGUAGGGAAUCGAGAUGUAUGCUUGCUGAAUUCAUAAAACUAAAGUUGUACAAUAAGGGUAUUCGCUCUUAGCUUUGUUAUGCUCCAGGGACAACGUACAUAUAUAUAUAUAUAUAUAUAUAUAUAUAUAUAUAUAUAUAUAUAUAUAUAUAUAUAUAUAUAUAUAUAUACACACACACACACACUUCUAUGACAACUUUGUGUCAUCAGACGCUGUAAAACUGAUCUGUUUGUUUUUUUCACCAUGUUUUUAUAUUUGAAUGUCAGCAUUUUGCUCAUCUUUGAGCUGCACACAGUACAGGGACUGAGGUUUGAUUAAAAAAAAAAAACAAAAAAAAAAAAAAAAACACAUGCAGGCCUUAGUCGAAUAGAUUCUGUCAUCAUCAUAUCUGUCUUAAUACAUAUUUACCCCAGACACCCAUCUCCACUUAAUCUACUUUAUCUGCCUUCUUCAACUAUCUGCCAUUCACAUAUAUGUGUGGAUGAAACUUAGAUAAUCCUCAGUCCCUUGACUGUAUUGCUGUUAUGGUGGUCAGUGCUCAGCUAUCUGUUAAACAGUUGCUUUUUCUGCCAUUGUAUGGAAAAGACUGAACCAAGAUGCAAACUGUACAUUGUUAAACACAAAGGAAAAAUGGAUCUGAAUGGUUGUCAUGCCCUUUACAUGGACUUUAAAUGAAUACAAACUGAUCAGUAGAGAAUAUUAUUAUAUAACUGUAAAUUAAUCAAAGUAUUAGAAAUAAUAACAAUAAUAACAUCUUUAUGAUAACCUCAA